Lepidothrix coronata (blue-crowned manakin) is the source of this 1329-nucleotide messenger RNA. RefSeq names its product Wnt family member 9A (gene WNT9A). Bases 35 to 1126 code for a protein of 363 amino acids. Lineage: Eukaryota; Metazoa; Chordata; Aves; Passeriformes; Pipridae. Gene Ontology annotation, biological process: neuron differentiation; canonical Wnt signaling pathway; multicellular organism development. Gene Ontology annotation, molecular function: cytokine activity; frizzled binding. The record is from RefSeq and is a predicted model, not a curated record. Gene Ontology annotation, cellular component: extracellular region. The transcript is spliced from 4 exons.
GGAACGAGAUGAGCAGCGCCGGCGCCGCUGCAAGAUGCUGGAUGGACACGUCCUGCUGGGAUGGCUCUCCUCCUGCGCGCUCCUAGGGCUGCUCGCCUGCGCCCCGCGGCCCUCCGCCGCCUACUUCGGGCUGACGGGGAACGAGCCCCUGACCAUCCUCCCUCUGACCUCGGAGAUGGAGGAGGCGGCGGUCAAAGCCCACUACAAGGUGUGUGACCGGCUGAAGCUGGAGAAGAAGCAGCGCAGGAUGUGCCGGCGGGACCCGGGCGUGGCCGAGACCCUGGUGGAGGCCAUCAGCAUGAGCGCCCUGGAGUGCCAGUACCAGUUCCGCUUCGAGCGCUGGAACUGCACCCUGGAGGGCCGCUACCGGGCCAGCCUGCUCAAGAGAGGUUUCAAGGAGACAGCGUUCCUGUACGCCAUCUCCUCGGCGGGGCUGACCCACGCCAUGGCCAAGGCGUGCAGCGCGGGCCGCAUGGAGCGCUGCACCUGCGACGAGGCGCCCGACCUGGAGAACAGGGAGGCCUGGCAGUGGGGGGGCUGCGGGGACAACCUCAAGUACAGCAACAAGUUCGUCAAGGAGUUCCUGGGGAGGAAGCCCAACAAGGACCUGCGAGCCCGGGUGGACUUCCACAACAACCUGGUGGGCAUGAAGGUCAUCAAGGCCGGGGUGGAGACAACCUGCAAAUGCCACGGCGUGUCCGGGUCCUGCACCGUCCGCACGUGCUGGAGGCAGCUCUCCCCGUUCCACGAGAUCGGGAAGCAGCUGAAGCAGAAGUACGAGACGUCCCUCAAGGUGGGCAGCACCACCAACGAGGCCACGGGGGAAGGGGACAUCUCCCCGCCCAAGAAGUCCAUCCCCGGGCACAGCGAUCAAAUCCCAAGGACUACAGACCUCGUGUACAUCGACGACUCCCCGAGUUUCUGCAUGAUGAGCCGGUACUCGCCGGGCACCUCGGGGAGGAAGUGUUACAAGGACAAGAACUGCGACAGCAUCUGCUGCGGGCGGGGGCACAACACGCAGAGCCGGGUGGUGACGCGGCCGUGCCAGUGCCAGGUGAGGUGGUGCUGCUACGUGGAGUGCAAGCAGUGCACCCAGAGAGAGGAGGUUUACACCUGCAAGGACUGACGGGGGGGGCCCGGCCGUCGUCACCCUCCCGCUGCCCGGCGGGGAGCCCUCGGCGGCGGGAGAACCGCGCACGGAGACAAACAGGGUUUGACGGACCCUCUGGGAUCUGAACGCUGUGUUGAGACAUGAGCACUUUGUAGGGUACAGGUGACCCAGCUGUGUUGCUGUUUUGUUUUGGUUUAUUUUCUUUUUUGGUUUUGUUU